AUGACAUUAGAAAUCAUUGAAACAUAAAGUAAUAUAAUGUAUGAUUUAUAUUUAGAUUACAAAAAUACUAAAUAAUGGUUAUCAUAUUGGGUUAUUGUUAUGAUUGUUCAUUUGUUAGAUGAUUACUUUUAUUGGAUAUUAUAUUAUUUACCUUAUUAUCAUUUCAUGAAAUUCAUAUUUUUUGUAUUACUUUUUCAUCCGAAAACAUAGUUUGCAGAACAUUUCUAUGAUGCAGUAUAGAUAUAUAAUUACAUAUAAUUAGGUAUUUCAUAAAUGUUAUGUUAAUUAUUAAAAAUACAUAUAUUCAAGUAAAAGAAAUCCCAGUUUCAAUUAUUGA
Molecule: messenger RNA, 337 nt
Organism: Paramecium pentaurelia
Lineage: Eukaryota; Ciliophora; Oligohymenophorea; Peniculida; Parameciidae
Source: the annotation of a GenBank genome assembly